UAUUUUUAUUAUUAUUCUGCAAAAUCAAAUUGCAAUAAUAAUCUUGGAGGAGGAGAAGAGAGAGAAAUAAAACAAGUUCUUCUUUGGCCUUGAGCACUAUUGGCAUUUGCAUUUUCAAUCUCUUUCACCUAACACCUUCUUUGCAUUCUUUUCUUCUUUUGCUUCAUUCUUCAAUUGGCGUGUGUCUCUUGCAAUCCCCCAAAGUUUGAUUUGAAGCAGGAGAAUGGACUUCUUUACUAGAGACAUAAAUGAGGACUCUAUGCUUAGAUGUCCAUUCUUGAGGAACAUCAAUGAGCCUACUAAUUUCUCAUUCUUUUCACCUUUGGCUUUACCGAUGCCUGUUCGUGGAGCUAAAGGUCCAAUUUUCGAAGAUGGCCCCAAUUUUGAUUUGGCAUUUAGGCUUUUCCAUGGGAGUGAUGGUGUAGUACCUUUAUCAGACAGAUCUUUCCGUCAUUCAGAGAAGAAAGUACAGCCAGAGCCUCCCAAAUCCCAAUUCAAUCCUUUAGCUGCAAAGGCAGCAACUAUUAGUUUGUCAUCAUUUGGAUUUGGCGGGCCUUUUGGUUUUGAUUCAUUUUCUGAGAAAUGGAACAACCAGAAAAAAAAAUCAAAAUCAUCAAAGAACGAACCAUCUUCACAGGAUGGUUCAAAGCAUGAGGCAGGCAAUGAUUGGUUGCAAAAUGGGAACUGCCCAAUAGCAAAGUCAUACCGUGCAGUUAGUAAUGUCCUUCCACUUGUUGCAAAGGUUAUUCAGCCUCCUCCAGGCAUGAAAUACAAGUGCCCACCAGCUGUAGUUGCAGCGCGGGCAGCCAUAGCACGCACUGCAUUUGCUAAGAACCUCCGCCCUCAGUCCCUGCCUACAAAGGUUCUUGUGAUUGGAAUGCUGGGCAUGGCGGCUAAUGUUCCCUUGGGUAUAUGGAGAGAACAUACUAAGAAAUUUUCACCAGCAUGGUUUGCUGCAGUUCAUGCGGCUGUUCCAUUCAUAGCAAUGCUGAGGAAGUCUAUCUUGAUGCCUAAAUCAGCAAUGGCAUUUACUAUUGCAGCAUCAGUGUUAGGCCAAGUAAUUGGUUCAAGGGCUGAGAGAUACAGGCUGAAGGCAGUUGCUGCUGGAAAGGUGUCUAUAGCAGAAACUUCUGGUGUUGGUCCUCACCAUCCACCACUGCCCAAAACAGUAGACAAGCACUGCGGUGAUGCUGCGGAUUGGAAUGCUGUUUCUCUGCAGCUGGCAGCAACUUCGUCAACUGAUGUAUUCUGCUGAUGAUUUAUUUGUUAUGUGUGUAAUUUGUUACUACUUAUUCGGUCCUCCCAUAUCACUCUGAAUGCCUCAGUUGGCAAUAAUAAAAGUAUUGAUGUUUUCUCAUAUGGAUUUUCCUCAAGUAUGCUCAAACAUAGAGACAAUAAAAUCUGUUAUAAUUAUUCA
Molecule: messenger RNA, 1417 nt
Organism: Vigna angularis (adzuki bean)
Lineage: Eukaryota; Viridiplantae; Streptophyta; Magnoliopsida; Fabales; Fabaceae
Exons: 4
Coding region: 224-1255 (343 amino acids)
Cellular component (GO): chloroplast
Source: RefSeq, a predicted model, not a curated record